CGAGUAUAAAAGGGGCGCGAGGAAGAGUGUUGGCACAGUGCAGGUUUGACUGACCUACCAGCAGCAGUCUAUACGAAUUCACUACCCACCAUGAAGACCUCAGUGAUGUUCCUCCUUCUGGCUUUGGCCACCGUCUCUUAUGCUGACAAGACUGAAGAGAGACAGAUUAUCCAGACCCUCAAGAACUUCAAAAGUUUCAGAAACGACUUCACUUCAUCUGGCAACGAGGGCAAAUAUGCAUUUGCGUACCAUGUUGGCGACAGCGAACGCGCGGAAGAGCGAAAUGAAGAGGGCGAAGUGAGUGGCCAAUACGCUUUCGUGGCCCCCGAAGGAGACGAAUACGAGUUCAAGUACAACGCUGACGAAGAAGGUUACCGUGUAGAGAGCGACGCCCUCCCAGAGGCUCCUGAAGAUACCGAUGACGUAAAGAAAGCUAAGGAAGAAUUCUUCCAGGCUUACCAGAAGGCCCUUGAACGCGCAGAAGAAGAUGACUACGAAUAUUCCGAGGAAAGUGAUGAAGAUUCUGACGAAGAUUCUGAAGAUUCAGACGAAGAAUCUAGUGAAGAGUCCAGCGAGGAAGACGACGACGAUGAAGAAGACGAAGAAGAACCCGUCAGAGGAGCUUCUCCCUUUGGAUUCAGAGUGCCUAUCCCUUACAACAGGAAGUAAUAAGUUAUCACCACGGCCCUCAGUCUAGCUCCUCGCCUGCCACUUCACACUCAGUCUUGUUUCGUGGUGGUAUAGUAGGUACAGAAGUGAUGAGCAGCUCUGGACUCCCUUUCCUCAUUUCGACAGUGUUUGUAAAUAUAAUUUUGACCCAAAGGCUCGAGUAGAAUUAGAAGAUGUCUUGUGAGCCUUUGUUAUUCGACUAAAGUCCCAGAGCUGCGCAUCACUCUGAGAUAGACUCCUCCCACCAUCCCCGUCCCUUCAGUCAAGCAUGUCACUGUACAUAAAACAUUAAUUUUUAAGCUAGUCCGACUAUGUAGCAGCGCCGAAACCUUUGACGAUGUAAAACUUCUUCUACCUUUAGACGAAGUUGGCCGACACGAGUUAGAUUUUAGGAUGUACAAAAAUCUCUCAAAACGCUCAAAAUAGAGAUAUUUAUAAAAAUGAAAUAUUUAUUGAAAAAAUAUUUUUGUAAAAUGUCUGAGAGAGAUUCAUGACACACGUCACUUAUACAUAUAGGAUUUAUAAACAAGUAUACUAAUAUGUAAUGUUUCAAUAAAAUCUUUUUAUCUUAAAGAA
This is a messenger RNA of Macrobrachium nipponense, 1245 nucleotides long. RefSeq names its product larval cuticle protein 4-like. Bases 91 to 669 code for a protein of 192 amino acids. Gene Ontology annotation, cellular component: chitin-based extracellular matrix. NCBI's taxonomy places the organism in Eukaryota, Metazoa, Arthropoda, Malacostraca, Decapoda, Palaemonidae. The transcript has 3 exons. Gene Ontology annotation, molecular function: structural constituent of chitin-based larval cuticle. The record is from RefSeq and is a predicted model, not a curated record.